Molecule: messenger RNA, 786 nt
Organism: Paramuricea clavata
Lineage: Eukaryota; Metazoa; Cnidaria; Anthozoa; Malacalcyonacea; Plexauridae
Source: the annotation of a GenBank genome assembly
AUGGAAGUUUUUCAUUUUUCAGGUUUUGUUCAAGAGGCUUUAAGCAAGCAAUAUGAACAAGUACAAAAUCCUGAGCUUAAACUGUUGUCUGAGUCGCUGCCAGAGUUUAUUCAACAUAGCAAGGCAAAGAAUACACAAACUAAAUAUACUCGUAGGUUUGAGCGGUGGCGGAUCUGGGCCUUCAUAUUUAAUGAGGUCAAUGUAUUGCCAGCCUCUAGUAUCUAUAUUACUUUAUUUUUCUUACAAUUAAUACAAGAUAGUGUGUCAACUAGUGUUAUUGAUGAGGCCCAUUAUGGCAUUAAGUGGGUUCAUGAAAUAUCUGGGUUUAAAGAUCCAUGUGAUUCAGCUAUUGUUCGGGCUAUUGUUGCGGCUGCUAAAAGAUUACUUAGUGUUCCUGUUAAAAAGAAAGAACCCGUUACACCAGAAAUAAUGUUAUCAUUGUUCGGGCGGUUUGGUGGUACGAACGCCAGUCUUUCUGAUUUACGGGUACUUAUGUUGUGCACGCUUGGUUAUGCAGGAUUUUUACGUUUUAGUGAGUUAAUAGCCCUGCGUAGAUGUGACGUUCAAUUUGAGAUCAAUAUUUAUCGGGAUGGUGCUUGGGUGGUUGUAGCUGCGACAACAAAGUCUACUUGUCCAGUCGCUUUGUGUAAGCGAUAUUUUGCAUUGGCAAAUUUCACUCCAAAUUCUCAAGAUUACCUAUUUAGAGCACUCUCGACGUUUAUGCCUAGUGCCGGUGCUUUUAAGUUUUGUAAUUCAUCUCCGUUGUCAUACACAAGAGCUAGAUAA